GAUCGAACAGGAGCUCUCGGCACGGGCGCUCGGUGUGGGUUAUGCGCGACCCGCUUGUAUCAUUUUAAAGUGUGCAGGCAAUCAAACACAGAAAUUGUUCGAAUGUAGGUUGCAGCUACACGUAUCCGAAGAAGACAGCAGAUUUCGCAGCAACAGAAAAGUGGAUAUAAAAGACGGAAGAAUGAAUAGGAUAUAGUAAGUCCCAGUUUCAAAGCCAACCAAGCAGCCAACAUGAAGUUCACAUUCGCCUUCGUCUUGAUUGCUCUGUUCGCGGUGUUCGCCGUCUCCCAGGCACUGCCUCAACCUGAGCAGGCCGCCGCUUCCAGCAACGAUGGAGCCAGCGCUAUCACCAAGAUCGUGCUAGAGCUUACCCCGGAGCAGGCCGCCGCAGUUCAGAAAAUGGGAGGCCGCGGAUUCUGGCCUAUCAUGAUGAAGAGCGUCAAGAAGGUCAUGGCCAUCGGUUGUGAUCUGAUUGAUUGCUAGAAGCUACAUAAAGUGUCAAUAAACGAUGUGUGAAAAAUAGAGCAUACAAAAACUGGAAUUUAUUUCACUGUCUUCAGCCAGAUGACCAAAUCAUCCACUCAGGUUGUGUGAAAAUCUUUGUCCAAAAUAGUCGACGAGCCUUAUUACGAUCUUUUCACUAUGUUAGGUGUACGCCAUGCUUUAUGUUCCACAUUAUUGUUGUUGAUGUGUGUCCGAACACAUAAUUAGCCCAGUCUCUGGGUACUGGGUACAAUAAAUGGUCAAUUAACACUUCUUCUAUUUGGCUCCCUAGGUGUACA
Molecule: messenger RNA, 782 nt
Organism: Anopheles arabiensis
Lineage: Eukaryota; Metazoa; Arthropoda; Insecta; Diptera; Culicidae
Exons: 2
Coding region: 232-483 (83 amino acids)
Source: RefSeq, a predicted model, not a curated record